CAGCUACAAACACACAGCCAUCGUGAUAGUCAGACGUACGCAGGGAGUGAGAGAUUGCCACGUUACCCACGUCAUAUUACGCAGCUAGACAACUACUGUGGGCAGACUUCCUUGCCUCGCGCCGGACUUGCGUGGACAGCUAGCUGCAUUCUACCGGACUGGAGCUCCAAGAGAUUCCGCUGUCACUCAUAGUACUAGGUCUAACAGGUCAACAUGGUUGUCUUCGCGCUCUUCGUCAUUAGCAAAGCUGGCGGUCUUAUCUACAAUCGCGAGUUUCACACAGGCAUGAGCAAGCUCACCAGCAACGACUACCUUAUGCUCGCCGGUUCCUUUCACGGAAUGCACGCAAUAACCGCAAAUAUCUCUCCCGUUCCCCCACCUCCCCAUCCUGCCACCGCCACGUCCACCUCCUCCCAAACCCCAACUACCUUCCCCGUCCGCGCUACCGGUCUCGAAGUCCUCGAAUCUAGCCAUUUCCGCAUACAAUGCUUCCAAACCCAAACCGGCAUCAAGUUCUUGCUCUUUACCGAGCCACAGCAACCCAAUGUGGACACAAUGAUAAAGAAGAUAUACGAGCUGUACGCGGAUUACGUGAUGAAGAAUCCUUUUUAUACAGUGGAGAUGCCGAUAAGAUGUGAGAAAUUCGAUAGAGGCUUGGAUGGUUUUGUUAAGGUUCGAGGGUGAGCAAAAGCACUUAAUUGACAUGGACAAUCGAAGAUGGAGGCAUAAUAUUGCGGCUUGACAAGCUUCGGGCAGCUUUUGCCGAACAAGUGGUGCUGUAGGGAUUCCAGGCACAAGAUAGGCGCAGGCACCACAGUUAAUACUGAGUGUGUCAUUCGAGCGCGUAGUGGUGAUGACAUGUUAAAAGUAUAGUCUCACGAGAGGUGUAAUAAAGGGGGGUGCAAGCCAAGGGAAGCACAGAGAUUGGACUGGCACCACUGUUAAGAGUAGAGACGACUCUAGACACUCGCACUAGUAGCCUAAAGCCACAAAGUUGUUGCAGUUAAGACAAUAUAGCCUAC
Molecule: messenger RNA, 1022 nt
Organism: Cucurbitaria berberidis CBS 394.84
Lineage: Eukaryota; Fungi; Ascomycota; Dothideomycetes; Pleosporales; Cucurbitariaceae
Product: Sybindin-like protein
Exons: 3
Coding region: 214-684 (156 amino acids)
Biological process (GO): endoplasmic reticulum to Golgi vesicle-mediated transport
Cellular component (GO): TRAPP complex
Source: RefSeq, a predicted model, not a curated record